CUAAAAAAUGUCAGCUAUUGGGAAACACAGAAAAGUUUUGUCAGACACGAGAAGAAUUUCAACGCGUGUGGACGUGUAAACGGUUUAAAUAAAAUAAUUUUUAUAUUUAACAAUAUAAAUAGUGAAAAUAAGCUAAAUUGAAGUGCAAUUCGUGCGCCUUUUGUUCGCUGUCUGUUUCACCCACCUGCCACCUGGCCACACAACCACGGACAUUACGUACCAACGUUAAUUACCAGGUGUGGGUGACAGCUGUCUAUGUUUAAAAUUUGUGCAAUACACUAAUAUAAAAGUGAAACGAGUAUGUUUGUAGAAUAGUCAUUUCAUGAAUGAAAUGAAAAGUAGUGGCAUGUCGGUGCAAUUGUGAUUUGUUAAUAUUAGCUACAACGAGUUAAUUAAGCUGUAAAGUUGAAGUGACAAAUUACUUGCAAAGUUUACGAAACAACAAAUAUAAUAACUGAAAGUACAUACCUACAUACGUACUUAUCAUAAGUUUAACAAACAAACGGGCCGCGAGAGAUAAGCUGAAUCUAUGCGUGUAAAUUACACUGGCUGGUGAUGCCGCAAAGACAACAGAAAUUAAUAGCCAACGUAGGUAUAUUAACCUCGAUAGUUACAUAGUUAAAUCUUCCACAAAAUGGCAGUAAGCUAUGCCUGUCUCGCGGUGCAAUAUGUGGUGGUGCCGACGGUGCUGGUGUUGGCUGCACUAUUUCGUCCUGCCGGCAUUUCGUUCGUGUACCUGUUAAUGUUUUUUAUAACGCCCUUUAUCCCCAUCGCCAACAGCCGUAAUUUUAAAAGUUCCGUUGGUCCAUUUUACAUCAUACUCAUCGCACUAUGUUCACUACUAUUAUUAUGUCAUAUAGUACUGCAAGUGACAAUAAUUGCAAUAAAGAUCGAGUCGAUCUUCGCUAUGUGUUCAUUUACGCAACAACUGUUGCGACACAUUGGCUUCAUCAAUCUGCAGGGUUUGCAUCCUAUAGCCGCCGCCGAAUGGCAUAUGCCGGAUGUGGUGGUUUUCCUAACGGUGGUGAUUUCAUUUGUAGUCAUCAAGAAAUUAAGCCAGAAACCACCGCCGCUCACAUUGCAAUUGGAAACUGGUGAAGUUAUACCAAUACGAGGUUCAACAGAUAGCGAUAACACAGAUGAUGAAGCGUUCUUCGAUGGUCUAAUACGAAUAUCGCCGCUUUUCUGUCUGGCAAUGCUGUUUGUUAUAGCGGUGCUGCGGCCGUCAGCGCCUGCUGGCUUCUAUUUUCUCAUAUUCUUGCUAAGCGGUUCCUACUGGGCCACCUAUAAUUCGCUGCGGCGCGGUUUCUCCGUGCUGCUGCGUUUCCUAAUGCUGGUGAUCGCCUUGCAUUCGGUGUGUAUAGUGGCCUAUCAGACACCCUGGGCGCAGUAUUACCUGAGUAGUGAUAAUCUAAUAGCAAGAUUAAUCGGCUUGGAACCGUUGGUGCUCUCCUCUUGCGAUCGCGAUAUACGCGUCAUGAGCUAUAAUCUCAAAUACAGUUUCGACUCCUUUAUACUUCCCAUACUAAUGCUGUUAACAUACUUUGUGCUUGCGCUUACCGCCAAGUGUCUGAGCAAUGCAAAUGUUUCGUUACGUCGUGACCAACGUCCAAAAACUACUAUCGAACCGACUGAGACGACACCUCUGGUGAAACGUUUGCGCAAAAAUGACCUGAAAGAAGGGUCAAGCGAUGAGGCUCCCAUGGAACUGGAGGAAAAUACAUCGACGGAUGUCUUUACGAAUACGAUAUGUGAUCAGAUAUGCUAUGGUUUUAUAAGCAUCGGACAAUUUAUUUAUCAAAAUAGCUAUAUUUUUACGAAUAUCUCAAUGAUGACCUGGUCCAUUGUCUAUCACAGUUGGUUGACAUUCGUGCUGUUGCUGUGGGCCAACAUACUCUGGAUGAUACCGAAUCAACGUAAAGCCAUGAUGCGUUCCAGUCCCUUUAUUGUGUGCUAUGCUGAGUUGUUGCUGAUAGCGCAGUAUAUUUAUGGCAUGAAUCUGAAAAACGACGAAUUACCCUCCAAAGUUGAUACUGCCGGCAUUAAUUUGCAACAAAUCGGUCUGGAGCGUCCGCAAGAGCAUGGCACACAUCCGUGUGUACCGUUAAUUGUGAAAACCCUGUUUCUACUCAUGUUUUGGGUCACCUCAAGACAAUUUUUCCAAGAGCAAUCCGAGGAGAAGCUGAUAAAACGUCGUGCACCGGUGGUCAUGCCAAUGGAAACGAUAGAUUCGGAUGUAUCCGUUGAAUCACAAACUAAGCAUACAUCGAAAUUUCUGAAGAAAAUCGGUGAUAUUGUGAAGAAUCUGCUGGUGCGUCUGUGGAUCUGGAUGUUGGUGUUGGUGAUCUUCUUAUGCGCGAUGACUGGCAAAUUUAUGACCGGUUUUCGCAUAUGCUACAUGGCGUUAUUCCUCUUCUUCUUACUCGUCUUCCAAUCCUCGUCGAAAGUGUGGGUCAAAGUUAUGUAUGGCUUUUGGCUCUUCAUCAUUUUCUACGCCAUGUCCAUGCUUAUACUUAUCUACACCUAUCAAUUUGAUAAGUUCGAACAAUAUUGGUAUGAGUACUUGAAUAUAUCGCAAACGCUUCAAAACGAUAUCGGUUUGGAGCGUUAUAAAACGAAAGAUCUAUUCCUGCAUCUCGUCUCGCCCACACUGAUUGUGGUUUUAACCGUUAUACAAGUACAUUAUUUCCAUCGUCGCUUCAUCGAAUCGCUGCAUCAGCGUAGGGCCUCACUAACACCCGAAAUGAAAUUUACCAAAGAGAUGGGCAAAUCGUUAAAGGCAGAGCGUGGCAGUAAUGAUGCAACCAAGUUAUUGGUUUCCUCACUGAAACGUAUACGCAAAAUAACAAAACAUUAUUUUAUUGUUUCGAAAAAGCUAUUUUGGCGUUUCCUAGAGUUGCACAUCAUAAAAGCCGUUUAUGUGACGGCAUUCGUGUGUGCCGUUAGUCAGGUUUGCGUUAUUCACGUUGUGUUCGUAGCAUUAUGUAUACUGGGUUGUAUAACACGUAGUUCUAUACAAAUAUUCAUCAGUCGCAUAAUCUCAUUCGUCGUUUCCAUAAUAAUACUCUCGAAGAUGAUUUAUCAAAUUGGCUACCUAACGCAUGAGGAUUACGAUGUGCGAUGUCAAGAUGAGAAGAUAGUUCAUGGCAAUAGCGCAUUAUGGUUUGGCUUGCAGAAAGCCGAUGAAACCACAAACGGUUUAAUUGGACUGAUAAAAAUGUACAUCAUCUAUAUGAUCGUGGUGACGUUGCACGCUGUCGUUAGUUUGAGACAAUUCCAAAUGCGCGCCGUGCAAGAAGACGACAAUAUGGAAACGAAACUGCUCUUCCCGGCAACGGAUCGUGCCAAAGCCGAAACGAAUCUCAAAUCUAUGAUACAAUAUCUUUUCAAUUAUGGUUUUUAUAAAUUCGGACAGGAAAUCUCAUUGAUCAUGUUGGUGACGACAAUUGCUUACCGCCAGGAUAUCAUCGCGAUUUUCUAUGUGAUCUGGUUAGCUGUGCUCUUGAUGUUUAGCCGCGCCAGACGCAGCUCUGUGUGGGGCAUAUUCCAAGUGUUCAUUGCGCUCAGUAUAUUUUUGCAAUAUUUAGUUUUGCUCGGAUUGCCGCCGAGUUUGUGUAUUGAUUACCCCUGGGAAAAUUCUCGCUUCUCCGCGCCCAUACAAGGUUGGCUGCUACUACCCGGUGGCCUGCAUUACGAUCACACGAAAAAGCUGAUCUUCGAUUUCAUACUACUGAUGAUAGUGACACGUCAGAAGCGUAUAUUCCGCAUCGAAAUGCGUUACGGUGAACAAUACGCCGGCGGUUCGAAUCGUAAUGUUGUGAAGGAUAUUGCGAAUUUAGGUCGCGUGGCAUUUGUGAAUCCCACAAAUGAUUUCCUAUCGCAUGUGCGCAACUAUUUGGACAUAUUCAUGUAUGCCGUGCUGUGCGGCUUCUAUUGGGUCACAUUGGCAACUGUGUUCUUGGCCGGCACAAAUAUGAGUGAUUUCCUCACAUUGGGUUAUCUAAUUGGCGCCUUCACAUUCCUGUGGGAGGGUUCCGAUUUCUAUUUGCGUCCUAUAAAUCAGAUAAUCGGUCGUUGGCGUUGGUUGUUGGCCUAUAAUGUCUUCAAUAUUGUUGUGAAGACAUGCAUUGAAAUGGCCGGUUGUCUGUUUUUGAAAGAACUAACACAGAAUUGUUGUUGGCUGGUGCAUUUAUUGGGCGUUUCAUGCCAUUUCCGUUCGGAUCUAAAUAUAGAUGAUGCACUGAAUAAGAAGGACUCUGAAUGUCCGGAGAUCAACAAGUCGUCGAUAAUGAUGUGGGACACCAUUUGCUUUGCAUUCCUCAUACUACAAAUGCGCAUCUUCAAGUCACACUACUUCUGUCAUCUGAUUAUCGACACGAAAGCGAACAGCAUUUUGGCGACGCGCGGCGCUGACAUUAUUGAGGAUCUGCGUCAGAAGCAAAUCGAACAUCGUCAACAGCAUGAAAAUGAAAUUUUGGUUAAGAUCAAGCGUAAGAUGGAGCGCAUACGUGCCACACAACAGAAAAUGUUGAAACCCAUUGAUAAGCCCACACAUUUCGAUGAACAUGGUGCUCCGAGCAAACCGCACAAACGGAAAGAGAUUAAGUUACACGGACCUGAUGCGCCCGAUGCGCCUGUAGGUACCGUUGUCGUUGAACAAUUAAGGCUGCCACAUAAGAAAGCCGUACGCGCUGGCGAUUACUAUAUGUUCGAGGAUGUUGAUGAUAAAUUCGAAUUGGACGUAAUCGAUGAUGAACAAGACUUCCUCUCCGAGCAGGAGAGUGAGAAGAAAUUGCAAAGACGUAAAACGGUCAUAAACGUUUGGAAGGAUAUACAAACCGCCGAAUUUCGUCGUCAAGUCUAUAUGCGUCAGCGUUCAUACGCUUCGGCGCCUGGUUCGCGUAUUGGCAUAAAAAUCGAUGAAGAGCUAGAGCAUGAAGACGAUAAGGAGGCUGGCGCACGCACAUCAACGCUCUCCGAGCCGUACGAUUAUACGUUGCCGGCGCGUUCGGCCAGCGGCUUCUUUACUGACAUCAAACGCAAGACCGAAGCAGAGCCAUCGACCAGUAAGGAGGCUAAAGAGGCAUCCGAAAUGGAAGAAAAGAAAAAGAAGGGCGAUGUCGUCGAUUCCGAGGAUUCUGAUGAUGACUUGGAAGCGAAUCCAAUCGUUCGUCUGCUAGAAGGCUUCCUGGUGUCAGUAACAAUCGGCUUACAUCGUUUGUCACGCAACUACCGUUAUGUUAAUAAGAUAAUGUCGAAUGAAAAGCGUUUGCUUAAGGAAACUCAUAGCGUCAAUUUGGUGCGCGCAACUAAUAGUGACGUAUAUGUGGACAUCAAGGGCUUGUCGCCAAAUGAUGAAAAUGGCUCGAUUGGGUCGGCAUCGAUUGAUACACAAAAUGAAACACGUCCAUUACCACAUAGCAUAACGAAUGUAACCGAUUUGAAUACGAUCACAUCAGAUACCACUUCCCCACCAUCACCGUUACAAACACACAUUACACAACCACAACAGCAAGAGCAAACAGAGGAUCCACAUGCCAUUAUAGAUAUGUCUGUGGAUACUGUGGAUAUGCGCAAUGAUAGAUACGAUGCGGAUGGUAUGUCCAUACAAAAAUCUCAUAAUUCGGUAGACUUGCCAAAGAUUUGCAUUAAGGCACCUUCAUUCGAUUGCAGUAACAACUAUGUGGGGAUGUUGAGUAAGCAAUGGUCAUAUGAAAAGAUGGACAGCAACAGCUUGGUCAUGCUCGAGGAAGACUUUACAGCACGUGAACAUCACAUCAUUAUUGAAUUCCUCAUUUCCCUCUGGUAUGCCUUGCUCUCGAAUACGGACAUAAUCUGCUAUUUGGUUGUGUUUAUUAAUCAGGUGGUUAAUGCCAGCAUAAUUUCGCUGCCACUACCGUUGAUGGUGUUCCUUUGGGGCACACUCUCAUUGCCGCGUCCGACGAAGACAUUCUGGGUUACACUCAUCGCCUACACACAGGCGAUUGUGCUCAUCAAAUGCAUAUUCCAAUACAAAUUGAUUUGGGCCAACUAUAUAAAUCUACCCAACGAACCAUUGGCGCCAGCAAAGAUAUUCGGUGUUGAAUUGAAUCCCAAUUAUGCAAGUUAUGACUUGUUGCUGUUGUUGGUGUUGUUCUUCCACAGAUUCAUAUUGAAGUCCCACGGCCUUUGGAAGUCAGAAUAUAAAUUCGCACACAGCGCACACGCAAUGGAGUCAAAAACGCUGCAAGACAAUGACGAUGACUUACAGUCCUCUGUGAGUAGAAUAAACACGGUCGAGAAUCUAGGUGGAGAAAUGUCUGAUAACAACACACCUGGUUCCACCGAUGGCGUGCGAAGAAGAAGCAAAAAAGAAAAACGCAGCAAUAAUGAAGAGGAAAAUGCUGGGAAUGCUGGCAAUGAGAAGAAGGAGAACGGCAAUGGCAACGACAACGGCAACGGCAACAAUAGAAAAGAAGGUGGUGCCGAGCCGGAGAACAACCAGCAAAUUGUGAAGGCGACCACCGCUGUACAAGAUGUGGAUGCUCGGAGCGACAGAAGUAGCGCUAUAAGUUCCAAUACAUACCAGCGACGGUUGAAACAUUUGAAACGUGCCAAGUACCUCUCAUCUGUGCGGAAAUUCUUCUCGAAUUUGCUCUCUAAAUCACGACUGCCAGCUGAUGUGUACGCUUUGAUGUUCCUAUGCGAUUUUAUUAACUUCUUCGUGCUGCUCUUUGGCUUUACGGCGUUUGGUUCGCAACAAUCGGACAGCGCUGGUGGCGUACAAACAUAUUUGGCGGAGAAUAAAGUGCCCAUACCCUUCCUGAUCAUGUUGUUGGUGCAAUUCAUGUUGAUUGUCAUCGAUCGCGCUUUGUACUUGCGCAAAGCGCUUUUGCACAAAAUCAUCUUCCACUUCCUCUCCGUCAUUGGUAUACACAUUUGGAUGUUUUUCAUUGUGCCAGCGGUAACGGAGCGCAGUUUCUACUCGUUGGCGCCGCCGAUUAUUUUCUACAUCAUUAAAUGCUUCUACAUACUGUUAUCCUCGUAUCAAAUCAAAUGUGGUUAUCCGAAACGUAUUUUGGGCAAUUUCCUAACGAAGAGUUUCUCAUUGCUCAACAUGUUGGCCUUCAAAGUUUACAUGGCAAUACCGUUCUUAUACGAGCUGCGUACCAUACUCGACUGGGUGUGCACAGACAGCACAAUGACACUCUUCGAUUGGCUGAAAAUGGAGGAUAUCUUCGCCGAUAUAUAUUUCAUUAAAUGCAGUCGACAAAUGGAAACCGAUUUUCCCGCUAUACGUGCAACGAAAAAACCCAUUUUAACCAAACUAAUUAUGGGUGGACUAUUCAUAAUCGCCAUUGUCUUAGCACUCUGGGGUCCACUGUGCAUCUUUGCGCUCGGCAAUGCCGUCGGCCAAUCGAACACGCCACUGCAAGUGAGUAUUUCCAUACGUAUCGGUUCGUACGCGCCCAUCUAUCAAACGAAUACACGCGAUAAUAUUAUCGCUUUCGACGAAGCGAUGUACAGCGAUAUGAAGGGUGCCUACGACAAGGAUCGAGGUGCGAUAACAUUCCUUAGCAGUUAUGACGCGUCUGACAUUGCGGCGAUUAAGCUGCCCGGUAAUUCACCAUCACUGUGGAAUAUCUCACCGCCGGAUCGUAUGCGUUUGCUGGAGGAGUUGAAACAGAAUGGCUCAAUUGUCGCCAGCUUUGCCUAUUCGAUAACGCGCAUACCGCCCGAUAAGAGCUUGGUGGGUACAGUUUCGGAUGAAAUAACAUUCAAUAUGAACGAAACAUUUAUGAGGCGUGAGGAUUUGAUAAAUAUGUUGGAGUUGAAGGACAAGUCGAAAGUGGUGCCUUUGCCCGAUUUGGUGCCGAAGUUUGUUAAGAUCUUGAAUUCUGGUGAUGUUAGCGUCGUACACCAACUUAUGCCGACUGGCGAAUCUUAUCGCCCGCUGAUGAUACGCAUGCGCACAAGCUCUUCGGCGCGCAUUUGGUGGGAAAUCUCUGAUUUCUGCGAUGAUGAGUUCCAUCUGAAUGUAUUGCAAAAAUUACCUUUGGAUAAAUGCAAUUCUGGCAUCGUUAUAUACACGUUUAACGACAAGAAGUUCCCGUCAACAUUCAGUUUUAUCACGAAAGGCGGCAUACUCGGCGUGUACACCACGUUCGUGAUUGUGGCUUCGCGCUUCUUCAAGUCCUUCAUCGGUGGACAAAAUCGCAAAAUUAUGUUCGAAGAUAUGCCUUAUGUGGAUAGAGUGUUACAAUUGUGCCUUGAUAUCUAUUUGGUGAGAGAAGCGCUUGAAUUUGCGCUUGAAGAGGAUCUAUUCGCCAAAUUAAUCUUCCUAUAUCGCUCACCGGAGACGAUGAUAAAGUGGACGCGCCCCAAAGAGGAGGCUGAUGAUGAAACCGAUUCGGAGUCGUUGCGCAGUCGUAAUAGUGGACGUGCGCCUAGAUAGAAUGUAGACAAAUGAUAAACGCACUGAUUUUCUCACUUAACAAACAAACAAAAUCAAAAACAAAAAAACUCGAAAAUCUUUCAUACACCAUUGCAUCCCAUCAUACUUACAUAUAUAAGUCUUACAAUUCUUUAUUCCACAUUUUGUAGCACAAUCAAGAAACUAUUUUUUUUUUUUAAUUUUCAUUAUGCCAAUUAUAUAAUUUCUUCCUGUUAUGUGUCGAUUUGUAUGCCAAUUUGUCUAUAGUGUUUCCCAAAAAAGUAUAAUUUGCAAAGCAUACAGUUAAUUUUGACCCACAAUUUCUUUGGUAAACAUUUCAUAUUAAUUUUAUGGUCCAGAAAAGGUUUAACCCCUAUCUUUAAGUGCAUAAAUUACAAUUUGAGAUCCUUAAGUUGAAAUUAUUGAGUUGAGAUAUAUAGAUUUAGCGCUUCAAAUUAAUUAUUGUCGUAUUCCUUACCCUUUAACUUUAUUAACCCUUUAGUGACCACAGUUUUUUUUUAUUUUGGCAAAAAUUAAUUACUGAUUUGUUCUAUAUAUUAUAUAGAAUUCUGAUUCGGCUCUAUUUUGCGCUCUCUAUGACUUGUUUAAUCAUCUUUAAAUUACUUGAGUGGUCUUUAAUUGUAUUAGUGUUCUCUAAAGGGUUAAGAAAAUUUAUUUAUUUUUUCUUUCUUUAUUUCAACUAAAAAUAUUGCAACCCUUUGCAUAUAAGCUUAACCCAGUGAAUAGUUUUGAGCUCUGUUUUAUAAUUAUUGUUGAUAUUUCUCAGAAAAUACUGAAAAUUAAUUAUUGAAUUAUUAUUUUCCAUUUAAAGUUGGUUUCUGUUAAUUUUGGGAAACAUUAUUCAGACGCAUAUUCGAGUUCAUAGUUUUUUCCUUGAUUCUUGCGAUUAAACCUUAGCUACAGUUGCAUUCAUAAACUCAGAAUCCAGUAUACACGCACACACACACACACAACACAUAAUACAUUGAAAAAAAAAAAUCCCAAAAGAACUGCCGUUAAUUAAUGUUGUAAACUAUUUUUUAUUACGUAAACCAAAAGCAAAAACAAAAACAAUAGCUAAGUAUGAAAACGAUGCUGGAAUAGUAGAAGCGGGUGGGAAAAGGGGGAAUAUUUUGUAAUUGUAAGUCAAAAGCAACAGAAACAUAUUAAUUUUGAUGUUUGUAUUUAGAAUAGCGUUUACCGUUUAGCAAAAAUAAAAAUACAACAACAAAUAAAAAUAAAAUGAAAAUAAAUCAAAAUUAACAAAAAUAGCAACAAACAAUAAAAAUCCGGUUUAAGGAGAAUCUACUGCUUAAAUAGGCAGACGUACACUGUGCGUAGUAUAACUGUGUAAGCUACAACAACAAUAAAAAUAGUAAGCAAAACUAGUACCAAAAGUAACAUAACAUAACAAUUUAACUUAAAACUAUUAUUAAUAAUACAAACCAAAAAACAAAAAAAAAAAAACGAAAAAUACUGUUAAGAAGUCAUAUUCAGGGAUCUUUAGCAUUUUAUACUGAAUUUAUGUUUUUAGUUUUCUAAAUGCUUAAUAGAAAUACGAAAAUACAAAAAAAAACCAAAGGAAACAACAACACGGAACAGUAAUAACUAAACGAAUUGAUUAGUGUUAAGACGAAAAAAAUAAUGAUUU
Zeugodacus cucurbitae (melon fly) is the source of this 10064-nucleotide messenger RNA. It is a transcript of the gene Piezo, whose product is annotated as piezo-type mechanosensitive ion channel component. The coding region runs from base 635 to 8434 and encodes 2599 amino acids. The record is from RefSeq and is a predicted model, not a curated record. Lineage: Eukaryota; Metazoa; Arthropoda; Insecta; Diptera; Tephritidae. Gene Ontology annotation, biological process: cellular response to mechanical stimulus; detection of mechanical stimulus; regulation of membrane potential. Gene Ontology annotation, molecular function: mechanosensitive monoatomic ion channel activity; monoatomic cation channel activity. Gene Ontology annotation, cellular component: plasma membrane. The transcript has 38 exons.